AUGAAGUUGCUUACACUCAUUCUCUCGGCCCUGGUUGGUCGAGCGGUUGGUCUGGCUUCUACAGAUACCAUUACCUGGGGAGGCGACAACUCCCGAACAGGAUACCAAACUAACCAUAACAUGGACCCUGCCAUCGUAGGCAGCCCUCAAUUCGACAUUGUGUUCAAAACCUCGCUGCCUGGCCGCUACAUCAACGCCGCCGAGCAAAUCUUUUCUCAACCACUCGUUUACACUCCUUCAAACGACACCAAGCAAUUCGUCUACCUUGCUACCACGCAAAACAAUAUUUACAAGCUCGACGCCAAAACAGGUGUCAUUAUCGCUUCCCGAAAUAUCGGGAUUCCUUUCCUUACAGCGGAUCUAGAUGGAUGUGUCGACGUUAAUCCGACCGUCGGCGUCACUGCGACAGGUGUUAUCGACCCCGACACGGAUACUUGGUACAUAACCUCCAAGACCUACGUCGACCAGAACUAUGGCCCAAAGCCGCAGGGAAGGCCGGCCGGACGGUACAAGAUCCACGCCAUCAACGUCAACGAUCUUUCCGAACAGCCUAACUUCCCUGUUGAUCUCGAGGGCACCAUCGCGCGAAACAAUCCCGAGCGCAUGUUCACCGGCGGCAUUCACCACCAGCGACCAGGUCUUCUCCAUACCGGACAAUUCGUCUACGCUGGCUUCGCAUCGCAUUGCGUGCAGUACAACUUCACCGGCUGGAUCAUGGGCUGGGACAAGACUAGCGGCAAAAUCGUCGAGCGCUGGGCUUCUGAGGGCAUGGGUGUCAGCAGUAACAUCUCGGGAGCUGGUAUCUGGCAGUCUGGAGGCGGACUCGCGUCUGACAACGCAGGAUCCAUGUUCUUCGCUACUGGAAAUGGCUACGCUUCACAGCUGUCUACCAUCCCCGUCAAUGGCUUCACACCUCCUACCGCGAUGGAACAAGCUGCUGUUCACAUGUCCAUCAACAGCGACGGUACCCUCUCAGUAGUUGACUUUUUCAUGCCGUUCGAGAAGCAGGAACUCGACGGUGCGGACAAAGAUCUUGGAACGAGCCCUCUUGAACUCUUGCCUAGUCAAUUUUCCUGCGGCAACAUCAAGAGAAUGGGCAUCGUCACUGGAAAGUCUGGAAAGACCUACUGGCUCAACCUUGAUGACUUGGGUGGUUAUCGCAAUGGACCCAACUCUAAAGAUCGAGUCAUCCAGACCUUCCAGAAUGAGAAUUCUGUCUACGCAGGCGCUGGUGUGUAUCCGCUGGAGGGUGGAUACAUCUACAUCAACGUCAUCCAAUAUCCCACCCACGUCUUCAAGUUCUCUUGUCUCAAUGGUGUUCCGUACUUCACCAAAGUAGCCGACAGUCCAACCAACAACGCUUACAUCCUCGGUGUCAGCCAUGGAACUACCACAUCUCUCAACGGACAAGAAGGCACAGGUCUCUUAUGGGUGUCCGAUGUUCAAAACACAAACUUCAAGAUCUACGAUGCCGUCCCACAGAACGGAUACCUUAACGUCAUCCGAAACUUUACGAUCGUCGGAAUCACCAAGUUCAGCAGGCCAGUGUUUGGAGAUGGCAUGGCCUACAUCGGUACCACAGUCGGCUACUUCUAUGGUCUUGGCUCAACCAACAAGUACCCUCUCAACUGCACUACUUCAGUUGACUUUGGAACAGCCAACUUCCAGAAUGCUACGAGUCCUCAGACCAUCAACUGUACCGCGCUUUUUGAUCUCUCUGUUACAAACAUUAGUCUUGUCGACGCGACAAAUUACAACAUCACCAAGACGCCUAGUCUACCACUGUCCAUGUCAGCAGGAGAUCAACUUCAAUUCUCAGCGCAGUUCUCUCCCCAGGGCGUUGGUCGCUUGGGUGGAAUGGUUAACAUCCUGACUUCCGGUGUUUUAGACGCGUCUUACAGCAAGUCCACCAAAGUCCGACUUACAGGUAUUGGCACAAGUUCGAACGCUUUGUUAGAUGUCAGCCCCAAGUCUGUUGUUUUCACGGGCCUUGUCAGUGGUUCUCAAUCUACUGCGCAGACUAUCCUGAUUGGCAACGACGGUACUCAGAACCUAACGGUCACUUCGGUCCUGUACACAAACACUUCCUCGUCUGGUCCGUUCAUUACCUGGAAAGGCACGGGCAAUCUCACGGUCGGGCAGUUCACACUCUCCGGUAUUCCCAACUCCGUCAGUGGUGGCGGCGAUAGUGCUAUAACUGUCCUCCCCAACACCGCCAUGUCUGGCAACUUCACUGCCUGGGUCAAGUUCGUUACCACUGGCGGCAAUACCACAGUCUCAUUGUCCGCAGCAGCGGGUGAUCCACCUACAGCACUUCUCGAGUUCCAGACACCAGAUGGAAGCGGCUGGGUCAAGUACGAUCCCAACACUCCCUUCACCUUUGGCAACGUGACAGAGAACACAUCAAAGUCACUGCUCUUUCGAAUCAGCAACAAGGCUUCUGCUGGUGGUGUCAAGCUUGGACUCACUGUAUCGAAGCCUCCAUUUGGUGUUCCUGGUAUCGUCCGAUCAGCCAACCAGAUUGAUAUGGCUGAGGGUACCCUGAUUGCUCCUGGUCAGAGUCAAACGGCGACUCUUACCUGUAAUGUCCCCAAGAGCCAGUGGAACGUCGCGUCGUACAAUGGCACCGCGCAGUGGACCAUAAACACCAACGAUCCAACGUGGAGUUUCGAGAAGCGCGCUGUUCAAUUCUUCUGCAACGCUGUCGCUGAGCAAGCUGCUCCUAUUUUGCCUAGUGGUCAAGGCCAGUACCAGUAUGUCGGUUGCUUCAAAGAGAAUAACCCGGGUCGUCAGCUGUCCAGCCUUCUUUACGCCAACGGCUCCAACACGAACGAGAUGUGCAUCAACACCUGUGGUGAAGAAGGCCUGACUUUCUGUGGUACACAGUACCGUAGUGAAUGCUGGGCUGGUAACAAGAUUCCCAACCAAAAGGUCGACGACGCGAACUGCAACUUUGACUGCGCGGGGAGUCUUAACCAGUACUGCGGUGGUAACGGUGUUGAUGGAAGCGGUGUCUACAUCAGUCUUUUCGCCGACACCCUUCAAUGGGAUGGAACCUUGUCUAGUGGUUCAUCUAGUGGCGGCAGUGGUGGAAGUAGUAGUGGCGGCACGAACACACCUCAGGGACCCUUCGUCAACCCCGGUGUUGAUGGAUAUACCAGCAUUGGAUGCUAUACCGAGGCUACAUCGGGUAGAGCACUCCCCAACGGAAGAGGCGUAGACUCACCCACUGUUGCAGAGUGUGUUGACGCCUGCAGCAGUGGCAGCUUUGUCUAUGCUGGAGUAGAGUACGGUGGCGAGUGCUACUGUGGUAACACCUUUUCCGAUGGCUCCGUGCCGGCCCCCAUUGCCGACUGUGGCAUGCUUUGCAAUGGCAACUCGAGCGAGUAUUGUGGUGGUCCCAACCGUCUUAACGUGUAUCAGGUCAAUUCGGCUUACUACAGUGCUUCUCUGCCGACUUCGACGUCCAGUACAUCCACCUCCAGUACCUCCAGUACGCCUAGUACAAGCUCUACAACCAGCAGUAGUACCACUUCGUCAUCCCCUUCAUCUUCGCUGCCAACCUCGAGCUCAACCUCCAGCUCGAGUUCUACUUCGACCUCUAGUACUUCGACUACCACCAGCACCUCUACUUCAAUUAGCGCGACUUCAAGUAGCACUAAGACGAGUAGUACCAUCACAAGCUCUACUUCUUCUUCUUCAUCGUCUAGUAUCUCAAGCAGCUUGACUGGCAAUGUCGCCGGUGGUGCAAGCGGUCUAUCUACUUCCACGUCCCCCAGUACCACGAAGACCUCCUCUUCUACCACGAGUAGCAGUUUGAUCAGCAGUUCGACUUCCAGCAGCUCAAGCACUACCUCUCAAUCCUCAACCUCGACAACUUCAAGCACCAGCACGACGAGUAGUUCCAGUACUACCAGCUCUAAUUUGAGUGCUUCGUCGACAUGGACAACCUUUUCUACUGCCUCUUCUGUCAGCAGCCGCUCGACUAUUUCCACAACAAGUUCCACUACGUCUGUGGCAGUUCCAACCAGCGCAGGUGCUUCAAGUAUUGUAUCAUCCAGCACAUCAUCGUCCGUGACUAGUCGCACAUCGUCUACUGGCACGUCCUUGGUAGCUCCAUUGACCCAAGUUGCCGGCUUGUCGAGUGCUUCAUCAGCUGGGUCCUCUCUGGUCGCACCUUCAGUGAUUUCACAGGCAAUUGCCCCAUCGGCGCCUUCAACUGCUGGUUCAUCCGUGGUUGCCCCUUCAAGCUCUAUCGGGGGCGUGUCAGUUCCUUCGUCUGCUUCCACAUCAUUGAGUCUCCCAUCAGUGAGCUCCCAAAUUGUAGGAUCAUCAAUUGUCUCUUCUGCUGGUGGUUCGUCCAUCGCCUCCUCGUUGAGCUCUCAGGUUGCAGUCGCACCAGGUUCUUCAUCUGCCUCUACUUUGGCUGGAACUUCCCGCGCGACGUCUACCACAUCUUCGACCUCGACGUCAUCAACGUCGUCAACUUCAACUACGACCUCACGCACCUCAUCGAGUACCACCACCUCAACCACAUCCUCUGUAGUCCCUGUCGCUACAGGCCCUUCCAUCUCCGACAAAAUCGGCACAUGGUCAUUCCAAGGAUGCUGGGCAGAGCCCUUGUUUCUCAUCCGUGCGCUCAGCUCCAAGACCACCUCAAGCAACGACAUGGACCUUGACGCCUGCGCCGCCUUUUGUACAGGCUACACCUACUUCGGUGCCGAAAAUGGUCGCGAUUGUUACUGUGGAAAUUUCCUCAACCUUGGAAGCUACCAAGCUCUCAAUCAAAAGGACUGCUCCGCUACCUGCGCCGGCGACAAGACACAGUAUUGCGGUGGAACGCAAAGACUACAACUUUACAAAGCUGGCAAACCCACUACUGGAACCAGGAACUUCCAAAGUUACUCCUGCGCAUCUGAGCCGCUCAUAGGCCGUCUACUUACCGACCUCGUCCUUUCGGAUUCCAGAGCUAUGACAGUUGAUACGUGUCUCGACAAGUGCGGCAACUACAAAUACGCUGGUGUUGAGAAUGGUCGUGAUUGCUAUUGCGGUAACUCGGUUAACUGGCAGGGUCUUAUCGGACAGGGUAAGAAUGUUUCCAUGGCAGAUUGCAAUAUUAGUUGUCCUGGUAACAACCUUGCUUAUUGUGGUGGGUUGUUGAAGAUGAACCUGUAUAUUAAUAACUCUACUGCGAAUGCGUUUUUGAGUAGGCAUAGGAGACGACAUGCGAAGGGGCUGCUGUAG
Molecule: messenger RNA, 5244 nt
Organism: Fusarium pseudograminearum CS3096
Lineage: Eukaryota; Fungi; Ascomycota; Sordariomycetes; Hypocreales; Nectriaceae
Exons: 3
Coding region: 1-5244 (1747 amino acids)
Source: RefSeq, a predicted model, not a curated record